AUGGGUAACGUCAAAGAUGCCACUGUUUCAGAUAUGCGAAGAGCCAACAAAGUGUUACAAAGAGCUAAGUGUGAACCUGUGGAAUUGAAAUACAAGGCAGUUGGAAACAUAGAGGAAGCUAAACUUUUAGUAUUUCAUGAUGCAUCAUUUGCUAAUCUAAGGGGAGAAGGGUCUCAAGGUGGAUUCUUAAUUUUCUUAGCGAAUCAACUAAAUCAAUCACUAUUCCUCAUUUCGUGGCAGUCAAGAAAAUUGAAAAGAGUAGUGAAUAGUACCCUUUCUGCAGAGACCAUGCAAUUGAUCGAUGCUGCUGGCAAAGGAUAUUGGAUUCGAUGUUUUUUCGAAGAAAUUUUCAAUAUUGCACCAUCAAUUCAAUGUUUAACAGAUAGUAAAACACUUUACGAUGCUGUACAUUCCACAAAACAAGUUUUGGACAAUCGCUUAAGAGUAGAUUUGGCUAUUUUGAAAGAAAUCAUUCGAAAUAAAGAAGUGAAUCGAAUAACAUGGGUCUCAAAAGAACAGCAAAUCGCUGAUUGUCUUACCAAACAAGGAGCUAGUUGCAAGAAUCUUCUUUUUACAUUGGCAACUGGUGCACUCAAACAAGAAAAAUAA
Molecule: messenger RNA, 609 nt
Organism: Hydractinia symbiolongicarpus
Lineage: Eukaryota; Metazoa; Cnidaria; Hydrozoa; Anthoathecata; Hydractiniidae
Exons: 1
Coding region: 1-609 (202 amino acids)
Source: RefSeq, a predicted model, not a curated record